AAACGGAUGUAGUUCAAUGUAUGUGAAGACCUACAGAAACCCAAGUCCUUGUAUUUUAGGAAAGGUCAACGGAAUUAUUGAAUCAGAUAAGCGAAGCCAGGGCUGCUGAAUCUGAAUGUCUUAUUGCUCGUGCUCUGUGUGAUUCAUGUGGUGUCUUCUUUGGUAGCAGAUGAAAAAGGUUUCCCUUUCUCUUUCCAAGUUCCUGGCGCUGCUUGCCUCUUAACACCGAGGAUAAUUUAUGAGCUCUCACCACUCUUCUCUCCUUCCCUUUGUCCGUUGAAUAAAGCUAUAGUUACAGAGGUGUCUACGGUCCCCAAGCUCUAGCCAAGUUCUUGUAGCCCACCCUGAGAGGCGCGUGCUCACAUGUGUUACGCGCCAACAGAUCGGUCGGUCUUCCAGGCAAAUUAUCUGCAGGACUCGCAAGCCAGCUCGGAAGUGUAACAGAUUAACUCUUUUUCUCAACUCUCACGAGAAAAUGUUCAGAAGGAAAACUUUACGACAUGUCUUUCUCUUUAUUUCGGAGUAAUUGUGUAUUUCCCUUGAAUACGGAGGAGUGAGGAACUUAUUUUUAUUUUGUAACUAGAUUUGGUGAUUUCAGAAUAUGUAUAAUCUAUAUACCAGCAUUGUAAGGGCUUAUUGAAGUCACAUCAUCCAAAGGAAGGCAUAAACCAAGUUUACAGAGCAAAGAAAGCUUCGUGCGUAAAAUUAAAAUGUGGUCGUUCCCGCGACCGCGCUCUGGUGAUUGCAGCGGGUCUGAGACCAGCAAGGAGCUGGAAAUUGUGGUGAACAUUGGAGGCUUGAGGCAGGUGCUGAGCGGAGAUGUUCUGAGUAGGUAUCCGGACACACGGCUAGCCAAGUUGGCAAGCCAGGCGGCGGGAAACUCGGAGGAUUUAUCAGAACUGUGCGACGACUAUGGUGGUGGUGAGUUCUACUUUGACAGAGACCCAGACGCGUUUAAAUGUAUAAUGGAAGUUUACUAUUGUGGUGAAAUCCACAUGAAGAGAGGUAUAUGCCCCGCGUGUUUCAUGGAGGAGAUGGAGUUCUGGGACGUGGAGCCAGAGUUUCUGGAUGAAUGUUGCCGUUCCAACCUGCAUGACGUUGAAGAGGAAUUGGCAGAGAUCGCCGAGAAGGUACAGUCGCUGCUGGAGGCUCGCGAGAGGGUGCGAGCCGUGGGUAUCGGCGCGUGGAAACGCUUCCAGGCGCGCGUGUGGCGCGUGAUGGAACAGCCGGACUCGUCCGUGGCGGCGCGUGUUAUCGCCGUCAUCUCCUUCCUCCUCAUCCUCGUCUCCUCAGCAGCUCUGUGCGCGGGAACCAUUCCCGAGCUUCAAACCCGCGACGCGCAGGGCAACCCAACGGAGCCGCCAGCCCUCGUUACAGUGGACACCGUUUGCAUCGUGUGGUUCACGCUGGAAUAUCUCCUCCGGUUCUUCGCUGCUCCCCGGAAGCUCCGUUUCCUGCUCUCCUUCAUGAACGUGAUCGACUGCCUGGCCAUCCUGCCCUACUUCCUGCUCCUCACGCUCACUCAGCUGGGCUCUGCGCUGCUGGAGCUGUCGGACAUGCAGCAGGCGGUGCAGGCCCUGCGGAUCCUGCGCGUGGCACGCGUGCUCAAGCUAGCGCGCCACUCCUCGGGCCUGCAGACGCUCACCUUUGCCCUGCGCAGCUCCUGCGGCGAGCUGGCGCUGUUGCUCAUGAUCAUGGGCAUAGGUGUCUUCCUGUUCUCGGCACUGGGCUACACGCUGGAGCAGAGCCACCCAGACACCAUGUUCACCAGCAUCCCGCAGGCCUUCUGGUGGGCAGUCAUCACCAUGACGACGGUGGGCUACGGCGACGUGUACCCUAAGACGACACUGGGGCGAUGCAACGCGGCUGUCAGCUUCCUGUGUGGGGUCAUCUCCAUAGCGCUGCCCAUCAAUCCCAUCAUAAACAACUUUGUGUUGUACUACAGCAAGCAGCGGGUGCUGGACACGGCGGCGCGGCACGAGAUUCAGCUGAUGGAGCUGCGUUCACAGGAAGCCGAGGCACCCUCACGCUCUCGGAGGCGCACACACGUGCACAAACACACCCUCAGCGACACACAGAUACCCCUGCUGGAGGAGCCCUCGCUACCAACACCGUCACAUACAUCGCCCUAAUGUCACACACACAUGCACUCACACACUCUCUCUCACACACAUGCACUCACACACUCUCUCUCACACACAUGCUCACCUGCCAUAUACACCACCACCAGCGACUCCCAGAUUCCUUGCUUGAGUCCUUGUUGCUACCAACAAUGUCACAUACAUCUCCUUGAUCUCUCUCACUCACACACGCGCACACACACACACACUAAAAUACAAAACACAUCCCAAAUUACUGAAUGAAGGUCAUACACAGCACCUUUCAACACGAGAAACCCCAACAUGGGGGAGGGCUUCAUCACCUAUGAAUACUACUAUAAAACUUACAUCCAAACGUCUUCACAAUACAAAGAUAUACAACACAGUAUAAACAUCCUGCAAUAGAGGGUUCUAAGAAUCUAUAAAGGCUUUUAUAGCGGAGUGCUGAAGACUGUUGUUGUUUUCUUCUGAGGUUUUAUGCUCAUAUUAUUUGUGAUCUGUAAAAAUGCAAUGCCACAGGGUUGGUUUUAAUGUGUCUGUAAAUACAACAGUGGACUUACUGAUAUUUAUCACUGCUACUGUGUCUGUUUAAUACUAACUGUGUGUGCAACAGAACACAAACUUUAUCAUUUAUCUUAUUUGCAGUUUGGUCAUGGUUUGUUUUAUUUUAUUCAGCUUCGCUGUGAACAUUUAUGAUGAGAGAGAAAUGGUGUAAAUGACUUAUUCAUAAAUAAUCAAUGCAAAUAGAAAAUAAAGAAAAAUGUUACCAGCAAACGUCCUUAAAGUGUUAUGGUAAAGAUGCCAGUUCAUGUAAGGUAGCAGACACAUCCGCCGAUGGCACCUGACAAUGAAGGAAGAAUUUUAUUUUCAUAUGGAUGGUAAUAUGUUUUUUUCCCACCCAGGUGAAAGAGGGCAAAUGAGAGGCAUAUGCUUGAGAGAGUUUAUGUUUGGCGAGUAUCACUACUGCAAGUUAUAACCUUUGACCUUGUCUGCCCUUUGUCUUCAUCUUUAUUCCUGGACUCAACUCAUCCAAUAAUAUAUGUCUAAUCCCUCAGCAAAACCAAUGUGACAUGGCGAAUACAGUCAGAAUUCCUAGCAGUCAUUCUGUCUGUCUUUGUCUUGGUGGUGCAUUUCCUAUUGUUUUCCUUCCUUUGGUCUCAUGUCCACAUAAAUCAAAUCUACGCAGUUAUUGUUAUUAUUAUUGUUAGUAAGGAAAUGACUCAAAGACUGUUUCUGGAAGCAAGUAGUUAACCUUUGACCUUGGCUCUCAUCAUGGAAAAGGAGCAGAGAGGUUGCUUAAAAGGUAUAGUCCUCGUUCCUGGUGAAAGGUCGUUGAUAUUCGAGCUCAACAGCCAAUCGAAUGACAACCCUCCCUCCCAUGCUCCUAAAGCAACCUGUUGAUUGGCAGUAAUAGUGUAUGGCUCGGUCUGAGCCCCUUUUGUUUGUUACCAUUUACAGAGCCAGGACUGUGCAGGAGCACCUGACACAUGAGCAUGCAAAGCAAUGUAUGAGCAUACAAUUGAUGGACAGGCAGAGAACCGCGAGGAGACGUUCACUGAAUUUGAUGUGUAAUGGAUUAUAAUCAAGGACUGCACCUUUAAGACAGGUGUCCGAUCCAAGAGAAAAAGAACAAAAAACCUGCACACUGUGUGACGCUACCACAGUAAGUUUAAUCUAUCAUUGCUAUAUUAGUAUAUUUACAUCUGUACAUUUACAUCUAAUACGGACCUUCAUCCGGUAAAAAAGAGACUGUCAUGAAAAAGGGCAAUAAAUAUAGUUUAAAAACGAGUGUCUGUCAAAGCAUUAUCGCAAGGGGGAGAAAAAGAGAGAGAGACAUUCGCACUUUUUAUCUCCUGCGAGAGGAGGAAUAGUACCUGCAGCCAAGAACAAUACAUCAUCUGCUAUGACAUCAGGUGACACAUGACACUACAGGUGCAGCCCAAUCUCAGAUUUGGCAAGCACAGGUCUGAAAAUGUUAAUACAGAUUGAAAGAUGUUGGCUUAAUGCCUGAACGUUGUCUUAUAAUUACAUUCUUUUAAAAUGUGAUUUUAUUACACAAUUAUAAGAAAACUCCUUACUUUUUGGUCAUGAAUCAGGAACAUAAUGUGUUGCUAGGAGUGUAAUUAGAUUAGACAUGGUGAUUGUCAUUUGUGAUACUGUGAGUUAUGUCGUAUAGCUUUGGGAAAAUGUACUUGAUAGCGUGAUGGAUGACAUUGAAUAAACCUGCUAAUCCCAAA
Molecule: messenger RNA, 4336 nt
Organism: Clupea harengus (Atlantic herring)
Lineage: Eukaryota; Metazoa; Chordata; Actinopteri; Clupeiformes; Clupeidae
Gene: kcnf1a
Product: potassium voltage-gated channel, subfamily F, member 1a
Biological process (GO): protein homooligomerization; potassium ion transmembrane transport; action potential
Cellular component (GO): voltage-gated potassium channel complex; membrane
Molecular function (GO): protein binding; voltage-gated potassium channel activity
Source: RefSeq, a predicted model, not a curated record